This is a messenger RNA of Stegastes partitus (bicolor damselfish), 4917 nucleotides long. It is a transcript of the gene ppp4r3b, whose product is annotated as protein phosphatase 4, regulatory subunit 3B. Gene Ontology annotation, cellular component: protein phosphatase 4 complex; nucleoplasm. Gene Ontology annotation, molecular function: protein phosphatase activator activity. Bases 325 to 2694 code for a protein of 789 amino acids. The transcript has 16 exons. The record is from RefSeq and is a predicted model, not a curated record. Gene Ontology annotation, biological process: protein dephosphorylation; DNA damage response. Lineage: Eukaryota; Metazoa; Chordata; Actinopteri; Pomacentridae.
UCGAAGAAGAAAAAGAACACAAGAUCGGAUUACAAGAUGGCGGUCUGUGGACGUUAAGCACGGAGGCCGUUGGAGUUGUUGUGUUCUCUGUGAAUUUUACUGUGUGAUACCAGGCCUCCUGUUGAGUUGGUUCACGUCGUAAACGUAAUAUGCGUAUGAAAUAGCAACAAAUACAUUUUACCGCUACUGUGAACUUCACUUAGACGCGCAUGUUUUGUAACAUGCAGGUGGAAACAAAGUUAACAGGUCGAGGAAAACACUAGACGGGGUGAGCUGAUAGCUUGUUAGCAGCCAGCUAGCCUGCUAGCUCCGACUCGGUUAACCAUGUCGGACACUCGGCGGCGAGUGAAAGUGUAUACGCUGAAUGAAGACCGGCAGUGGGACGAUCGGGGCACCGGACAUGUUUCGUCUACAUUUGUUGAACGACUGAAGGGAAUAUCAUUAUUAGUUCGGGCCGAAUCGGACGGAUCACUACUAUUGGAGUCAAAGAUAAGCCCGAAUACUGCAUAUCAGAAACAACAGGACACACUGAUCGUCUGGUCAGAAGCAGAUAACUAUGACCUUGCCCUGAGUUUCCAGGAAAAGGCUGGCUGUGAUGAGAUCUGGGAGAAGAUCUGCCAGGUCCAAGGCAAGGACCCUGCUCUGGACAUCACCCAGGACCCGAUCGAUGAGUCCGAGGAGGAGCGCUUUGAGGAGAUUCAAGAGACGAGCCACCUGGUGGAGCUCCCUCCUUGCGAGCUCAGCCGACUGGAGGAAAUUGCAGACCUGGUUACCUCUGUGCUGUCUUCGCCCAUCCGUAGGGAAAAACUUGCCCUGGCCCUGAUGAGCGAGGGCUACAUCAAGAAACUUCUGGGUCUCUUCAGAGUAUGUGAGGACCUGGACAACAGGGAAGGCCUACAUCACCUCUAUGAGAUUGUCCGAGGUGUCUUGUUCCUUAAUAAAGCGGCCCUCUUUGAGGUGAUGUUCUCUGACGACUGUAUCAUGGAUGUGGUUGGUUGCCUUGAGUAUGACCCAGCACUGGUUCAGCCUAAACGACACAGAGAAUUCUUGACCAAGACAGCAAAGUUUAAGGAGGUGAUCCCAAUCACAGACUCCGAGCUGCGGCAGAAAAUCCACCAGACCUACCGUGUUCAGUACAUCCAGGACAUCAUCCUGCCCACGCCGUCAGUCUUUGAGGAGAACUUCCUGUCCACACUCACAUCCUUCAUCUUUUUCAACAAGGUGGAGAUUGUCAGUAUGUUGCAGGAGGAUGAGAAGUUUCUUACGGAGGUCUUUGCACAGCUCACAGACGAAGCCACAGAGGACAGUAAAAGGAGAGAGCUCGUGAACUUUGUCAAGGAGUUCUGUGCUUUUUCACAAACGUUGCAGCCACAAAACAGGGACGCUUUCUUCAAAACCCUGGCAAAUCUAGGCAUCUUACCUGCUCUUGAAAUAGUCAUGGGAAUGGAUGACCUGCAGGUGAGGGCCGCAGCUACCGACAUCUUCUCUUACCUGGUGGAAUUCAGCCCCUCCAUGGUCAGGGAGUUUGUCAUGCAAGAGCCACAGCAGACGGACGACGAUGUUCUGCUGAUAAAUGUUGUGAUCAAGCAGAUGAUCUGUGACUCUGACCCAGAGUUAGGAGGGGCUGUCCAGCUGAUGGGUCUGCUCAGGACACUCAUUGACCCCGAGAACAUGCUGGCGUCCACCAAUAAAACUGAGAAAACAGAGUUCCUGAGUUUCUUCUACAAGUACUGCAUGCAUGUCCUGACUGCUCCUCUGCUGGCCAACACAGCACAUGACAAGAGCUCAAAAGAUCUACAGGAAGGAUCCACAAAGAUCAACCCAGUCUGUCCAGACAACUUCCAGACAGCUCAGCUGCUGGCGCUGAUCCUGGAGCUUCUGACCUUUUGUGUGGAGCACCACACCUAUCACAUCAAGACCUACAUCAUGAACAAAGACCUGCUCAGGAGAGUGCUGGUGCUCAUGAACUCUAAGCACACCUUUCUUGCUCUUUGUGCCCUGCGUUUCAUGCGCAGAAUCAUCGGUCUGAAAGAUGAGUACUACAACCGCUACAUCAUCAAAGGGAACCUGUUUGAGCCUGUCAUUAAUGCCCUGCUGGACAACGGCACCCGAUACAACCUCCUCAACUCAGCCAUCAUAGAGCUCUUUGAGUUCAUUAAAGUGGAGGACAUAAAAUCUCUCAUCGCUCACAUUGUGGAUAACUUCUACAAAGCACUUGAAUCCAUUGAGUAUGUCCAGACUUUCAAGGGCCUGAAAGGUCGAUACGAGCAGGAAAAAGACCGGCAGAGUCAGAGACUGAACAGAUAUCGCAGAGAUGCGCGGUCGUUGGACGAGGACGAAGAGCUGUGGUUCAACGACGACGACGAUGACGACGACGGAGAGGCGGUGGAGAAGAGGAUGGAGGACGACUUCUCGGAUAGCUACGGCAAAUACAUGGAAGCCAAAAAAGGAGCUGCCAACGGAGCUAAUGGUGCCAACAACAAUGGAAAAGCCGCUGCGAUCCCACCUGCCUCACCGGCCGUCACUCCAAACAACAGCUCAACUUCGUCCGUCAAAACAGUUGCUCUUCCUGCCACACCAGUCGUCAAGACCGCUCUGGUUGGUUUGGUCGACUACCCCGACGAUGAGGAUGAAGAGGAAGAAGACGAGGAGGAAGAGCAGUCUCCAAGGAAGCGGCCCCGUUUGAGCUCAUAAGGCUACUAGUCCUCUGUUUGGUCGUGGUGGACGGACACGGAGUCCCUACCAUCCCCCCUCCUCUGGUCGUCUCAUUGGUCCUCGGCCUGCCUGUGCCACCUGUCAGUCUCACUGAGGAGACGGGCAAAGACGAGCUCCACCUCACUCAGUCCCUCCAGAUCGCUGCUCCUCUUUUCUCCCUCUGCGGAAGGAGACGGAGAGCUUCACCUUUUGGAAAGAAAGGCAGAUCAAUCCCCUCCUUCAGCCUGUUGUUUUUCUUUCCCUUCUACCUCCUCAAGGAGAUCCGCAAAUCUCCUCUCUCGCCCCUGAGGAGAACCUCACUGAUCCUUUGCAAACUCCUCCCUUCUCUCCUCGUUCUCCCUUCUUCCUGAACUACUUCCUCCUCCUCUUCCUCCUCACCCUCCAUCCUGCACACCAACCAGAGGCUGCGGUGGAAGUCCCAGUGCCAAGACGGUUCUCAGCUCUACCGUGUCGCUGUUGCAACGGUAGCAAGGAAGCCGCGGUACUCCAGCGGCCCAGAACCCCCCCUCCUCCACCCUCACACGUUCUCAUUCGAACUCUCCCCUCCAUCCAUCUCGAACCCGAACCAAUGAGCUCCAGAGACAGAGGAAGCCAGAACACAACCAGCCAGUGUACGAACUGUUCAGCAGGCCAGUCAGGCUAGCAGGACUAGCCGUCAUAGUUAUAGAAAGCUUGACUGGCUGAAGCCGUGUGUGUGUGCGUGUGCGCGCCGCCGCCGCCGCCCUGCCACAGAACUACUUACUUUUGUCGGGGAUAGAGGGAUCUAGGCAACAUAGAAAAAUUAAAACAAAAAAAAAAAAAUUUGAGAGGCAAGGGAGCUGACGAAUCGAACCAGAAUGAAAACUCAGCAGUAACGACGCUUAGAUCCAGAGGAGCAGGACUCGAAGCCUACAAAAGCCAUGGCGUCAGUUUGGUCGAGGCACACGCAAAACACAACACAGCGUCUCACACACAGGACUGCGUUAGUCAGGAAUCCUGUAUUUCAUGACUUUGUUAAAAAGUACUGUACAGAUGUUUUUGUUUUUUUUUUUUCUUCUCUCUUUUCUUUUCUUUUUAAUCAUUUGCCCCUGAUGUGAUUUUGAAAGGGGAGCGAGACACCUACCUGCCUGUGUAUUGUUUUUGUUGUUGUUGCACAAAAAGGUGGGGGUCACUGUUCACCCUUUCAGUCCAGCUCAUUUGAUUCAAUGUAAAAUGCAGAGAAGUCGCAGAUGCUGGUUUUAAAAAAAAUAACAUAUUAAAACUGCAGUAAAGUCAUUUUUGCAGCCAACAUUUGGAGGAUGUCUGGAGUUUUGUAUUUUAGUCGGAUUUAGCGGCCUCGUUAUCAUCAUCAUCGCCGUCAUCGUUUUGGCAAACCUGAGCUGCUGGGUGUGUUCAGAGUAGGACUAGCGCACACUUUGGGAGGUUUCAAGUCUCGACACCCUCCUCUCAGACAGAUCUCAGGUCCAGAGGCUGAUUUGCAUCAGAAACAAGAAAGAAGGAGCCCACCUUGUUUGUACACGGUAGCACUGUCAGCUGGUGGAAAAAUCCCAUUUCUUGCUAGGUGGCGACGGGUUUUAGGGAGUCGAGGUGCCCGGUUUGAAGGUCCAGGAUGUUCAGCACCAGUUGGUCCGCUUGAGAUCAACGUAGUCCCACAAUUUCUGGCUUAUUUCAAGUUUUCUUUGGCCUAUCCAUUAAAAACUCAAGUUGAAGGAAAACCUUUAUUAUUUUUUUUUUGUUACAGUUUUUAAUUGAAUGAAUGGAUGAGCUGUUUUUAUUAGUUACGAUAAAGAUGAUUUAACCCCGCAGUUGAUGCAGUGCAGGUUUUGAAUCAAAACACAACGUCAGAAGGCAAGCGGGGACGUUACAGUGUCGGGUUGGAACAUUUCUCAUGUUGUAUCUUCUCUCCUGGUCUCACCACAAGCACACUGACAGGCAGAUGAAGGGAAUCGAAACUUGCUAAAAAAAAGAAAAAUGCUAGAUCUAUCUUUCAGGGUAGGAGCACAAGUAAAAUUAUUGUUGCCAAUGUGCUUUUCAGGAGUUCAGCCGCACCCGAGCAGUGAAAUCUGUCUUUCCUCCUGUCUGUUAGCAUCACCCAACAAUAUGACUGUUUCUGCUCUCCCUUGAUGAAUUUGUACCAAGUGCAUUUACUACCACUAUCCAUUCUUAACAUUUGUAUGAAUUUAUUUGAUAAGUUUUGAAAUUAAAUGUGACCCUGACAUUGAA